AUGCGUUACUCUGAAAAGAGACCGAAGAAAUACAAUGCGGGGUGCCUGCAGUCCACGCUCAAGGGCGGCCGAGGUCCGAGCCUGGUGCUGGAGCCCCCGACGGCCAUGGAGUUCUCGAGCGAGACCGGCGCCGUGCUGCCUUGCUCGGCCAGGGGACAACCGGCCCCGAGGAUCACGUGGGAGAAGAAAGAUGGCUCGCCCGCGUCAGCUGUUCCCGGACUGCGCUCGACCCGAUCUGACGGUUCCCUCGUCCUGUCGUCCUUCUCGUCCAGUCAGUACCGGCAGGACGUGCACUCUGCCACAUACCGCUGCGUCGCUUCUAACUCCAUCGGAGUGGUCAAGAGCAGGCUCGUCCACGUCCAGGGAGUGGUGCUGCAGAAGUUCGUGGCCAAUGCGUACGACGUGUACGUCAUUCGGAAUAACGCGGCUCUGCUUCGAUGUCACGUGCCCCCCGCAGUGAAGGAUUACGUCAGAGUGACGUCGUGGGUUCGAGACGAUGGAGUCACUGUUGGAACACUGGGAAGCACAGGGAUCGAGAACCGGUACCUGAUGCUGCCCACGGGAGAGCUGAUCAUCCGAGAAGUGAAGACCGCGGACACCUUCCGAGGCUACCGUUGCCAAGUCCACAACAUCUUGACCGGGUCUAGCGACAUGAGCGCCACCGCGGGAAAGGUCAUCAUUACUGAGCCCCACACGCAGACUCCGCCCCGCAUGGCAGAGUACCGCAGCGUCGUCCAGGUGGAGCAGGGCGACCAGGCGGUCCUGCCCUGCUUGGCUCAGGGCAACCCGCCGCCCACGCAGACCUGGUACCGGCUGCACGGCCCAGCAUCCUCCUCUUCCAGUACGGGUCUGGGGAACCCUACGAAAGGACUGCGGAGGUCCUCGAGCCCCGUGGUGCCCUCGGAGCGGCUCACCCUCCUCGAGGGAGCCCUGGUCCUGCACGGGGCCAGGACCCAGGACGGAGGGAAGUACGCCUGCGUCGUCAACAACUCGGCUGGAGAGGACAGGGCCGACACGGACCUCCUCGUUACAGUGCCUCUGUCAGCGCGACUGGAGCCACUGGUACAGACCGUGGACGUGGGCAGGACUGCCAACCUGAGUUGCCGCGUGGCAGGCCACCCUGUGCACGGCGUCCAGUGGACGCUCAAUGGCCGCCCCCUGGCCAAGGGCAAUCCCCGGUUGACCCUACUCUCCAGGGACCUGCUCCAGGUGUCUCCCGUACAGCGCGAGGACAGGGGCAUGUACCAGUGCCUUGCCUACAACCAAAGAGACUCUGCCCAGGGCACUGCUCAACUGGUCAUUGGAGAGGACGCUCCCGUGCUGGAGCAGGUGUUCUCGGAGCAAGAGGUGCGACCGGGCACCUCAACGUCGCUCAAGUGCUCAGCCUCGGGAAACCCGCUGCCCCAAGUCACAUGGACGCUGGACGGUGCCCCGGUGCCCGAGGUGUACCACAUCCGCAUCGGAGACUACGUCAGCAACGAGAGGAUGGUGCACAGCUACGUGAACAUGACGUCUGUACGCGUGGAGGACGGCGGCCGGUACGCGUGCGUGGCGCGCAACGGCGUGGGCGCAGCCCAGCACUCGGCCCGCCUGAACGUGCUCGGACGACCCCUGGUGCGGCCCAUGGGCAAUGUGACGGCGCUGGCGGGACGCCCCGUCACCCUCCACUGCCCCGUCGCCGGACACCCCAUUCAGAGCAUCGCUUGGCUCAAGGAUGGCCGCUCGCUGCCCCAGAAUCACCGUCAGCGGACGUUUCCCAACGGCACCCUCGUCAUCUCGGACGUGCAGCGGUCCGCAGACAGUGGAUGGUAUAGCUGCGUCGCCCAAGAUCCGGACGGAAACAGCGCCAAGGGACAGCUGGCCCUGGAUGUAAUGAUUCCCCCCGUGGUGAACCCGUUCGCCUUCCCGUCGGACCUGACGGAGGGCAAGCGCGCGGGGGCGGCGUGCAUCGUGUCCGACGGGGACCUGCCCAUAUCGGUGGAGUGGCGCAAGGACGGCCUGCCCCUGGCCCCGGCCCUGAGGGCGUCGGUGGCCGAGGCCAACGACUACACGUCCUUCCUGUCCUUCGCCGCCGUCCGACAGAGCCACUCGGGCAACUACACCUGCGUGGCCAGCAACCCGGCCGCCUCGGCCAACUUCACCGCGCCCAUGGUCGUGCAGGUUCCUCCUAGAUGGCGGCAGGAGCCGAGGGACAGGGCGGCAAUCAUGGGUCAGGCAGUGGUGUUCGACUGCCAGGCAGAAGGCUUUCCGGUGCCGGUCAUUCGUUGGAAAAAGGCUCAUGGUGACAGUGGCGGCCGCGACUUCAGCGUGAUCAUCAGCAAUGCCAACGUCCAGAUCCUCGAGAACGGCUCGCUCAGCAUUCGCGAGGCUGACCGCAAAGAUGGCGGGCAGUACAUGUGCCAAGCCAUCAACGGCGUAGGACCCGGAAUAUCCACGGUCGUCCGACUCGACGUUCACGUGGCGGCGCACUUCGAGCGCAAGUUCCAGGCACUCACUGUGCGUCGGGGCGAAAGCAUCGCCCUCACGUGCAGGGCCGUUGGAGAGCCCCCCAUCACCGUCACGUGGACCAGGGACAGGCACGGGUUCAACCCCACGCUCGAACCAAGGUACGUGGUCGAAGAGAAGCCCGGCGCUGAGGGGCUCGAGUACUCGGUGCACAUCCCGACCGCCGACCGCAGGGACUCGUCGCUGUUCAGCUGCUACGCCGAGAACGCCUACGGCAGGGACGAUACGAACUUCCAGGUCGUCGUGCAAGAGCCUCCUGACAAGCCCCGAAGCCUAGAAACGACAUCAACAACGAGCCGUGCAGCCACGCUGGUCUGGGCACCGCCAUACUCUGGCAACAGCCCCGUGCUCAAAUAUCUCCUCGAAUACAAGACGGAGUCCGGCUCGUGGGGCAACGAUGGACACCUUGUGGCCGUCGAGUCGACGGAGCUGUCCCACCUGGUCAACACCCUCAAGCCCAAGACGACCUACGAGUUCCGUCUCCGGGCGGAGAACGUCCUCGGACUCAGUGACUAUAGCGACUCGCUCGUCCUCACCACGGACGAGGAAGCACCUGGCGGCGCACCGCGAGAUAUCAAAGUGACACCGACUGGUUCCCGCAGUCUCCGCGUUGCUUGGAUGCCUCCGUCCGAAUCGGAGUCCCAGGGGACGGUGCAGGGCUACUACGUGGGCUACCGAGUCCGCGACUCCAAGGAGUCGUACGCCUACAAGACCCUAGAGGCCGCGUCGACCUCUCUGGGCUCGUCUUCGUCGGGCCUCCAGGAGUGCGACCUCAACGACCUCCGCAAAAACACUCGCUACAGCGUGGUCGUCCAGGCCUUCAACGGCAAGGGCGCCGGUCCUUCGUCGGAGGAGGUCUUCUCUCAGACGCUCGAAAUAGAUCCGCCGACUGCGCCAUCUCUGAAGCUCGUGUCGUCGACGUCGUCUUCAGUGCACCUCAGUUGGGAAGUGGCGAAGGAGCAGCCAAUAAGCGGGUUCGUGCUCUUCCAACGCACCGAGGCGAGUCCGAACCCGAGUGCGCUGACCUCGGAGUCGUCGGGCGAGUGGUCCGAGGUGCAGAUGGGCGCCGACCGGUCCGCCUACGCCUUCCGGAGCCUGGGCUGUGGCAGGCGCUACGCCUUCUACGCCGUGGCCUUCAACGCGGCCGGCAGGGGGCCCCGCAGCAACACCGUGCACGCCAAGACGGACGGAUCCACGCCCGUGGCUCCCGAGCAGCAAGACCUGGUGACGACCAACAUGACGGCGGCGACCCUUCAGCUGAGCUCCUGGAAAAGCGGCGGCUGCCCGAUCUCCUUCUUCGUGGUGCUCUACAAGCAGCAAGCGGCUCGGGAGUGGACGCCGGCGGCCGCCAGACCGCAGCAGGCGCAUCUCCCAGCCACGACGCUCGUGUUGGGGGACCUGACCCCCGCCACCUGGUACGAUCUCCUGGUCACCGCGCACAACGAGGCCGGCUCCACGGAGGCCGAAUACGUGUUUGCGACGCUCACGCUGACCGGAGGUACCGUGCCACCACCCCGGUCAACUCAAGCCGUGGAUUCGCAGCACCGACAUAUCCGCAUCAUCGUACCCAUCUUGUCCGGGCUGAGCGAUAUACCGGUUCUCAGGAAGUGA
Messenger RNA from Ixodes scapularis (black-legged tick), 4116 nucleotides. RefSeq names its product Down syndrome cell adhesion molecule homolog. The record is from RefSeq and is a predicted model, not a curated record. Gene Ontology annotation, biological process: homophilic cell-cell adhesion; dendrite self-avoidance; axon guidance. The transcript has 25 exons. NCBI's taxonomy places the organism in Eukaryota, Metazoa, Arthropoda, Arachnida, Ixodida, Ixodidae. Gene Ontology annotation, molecular function: cell-cell adhesion mediator activity. Gene Ontology annotation, cellular component: axon; plasma membrane. The coding region runs from base 1 to 4116 and encodes 1371 amino acids.